AUGUUGAUGUACAUUGUUGUGUUUGUUCUUCUCUUCAGUGGUUGCAUGGCCAACAAAGUGGCCGAUUCAGUCAUUGAAAAAUCUUGCAAAAACAUCUCAGACUCUAUAAUAGUGGAAACCAUUACAAAUUUUGAAAAGGAUUGCAUUUCAUAUCUCAAAGAGAACCCGGAGAGCCAGAAAGCAAGAAAUAUGGAUGAUUUGAUCAUGGUAGGGCUGAAUAAUGCCAUAUCAUACUUAACGAAGGUGAAAAGAAUUGUGGAGACGAUUAUUAAAGAGAGGAAAUAUAAGAGUAGCCUUAGUAAGAAGUCGUUGGAAGAUUGCCUUAAGCUUUACUCCAAGAGCGCUCACAUGUUAACCUCUGGUUUGAAUUACCUCAAAAAGGGGGAUUUCGAGAAGGCUCGGUUUGAAAUGAAUGAUGCAGAUGAAGCACCAAUAUUUUGCGAGCUAAAAUUCAACGGCUAUAAUAAACAGAUAUCUCCCGUGAAGAAGGAGAACAAUCUUCUCUUAACAUUAAUCUAUAUUCCUCUACAAUUCCUUUUCGAACAUAUACUAUAA
Eruca vesicaria subsp. sativa (arugula) is the source of this 555-nucleotide messenger RNA. The record is from the annotation of a GenBank genome assembly. Lineage: Eukaryota; Viridiplantae; Streptophyta; Magnoliopsida; Brassicales; Brassicaceae.